UUUAUUUUGAUGACAGCGUCAUAUUGUUCAUGAUGGUGAGGCUGUGUGGUUGGAAUAGAAGUUUUAAAAUUAUUCGUGUUUGUUGAUGAAAACUGUGUUCCAAUAAACCAUAUUUCAAGGUGAAAAUAUUUUUUUUGCGCGCAGUCAGCAGUGCUAAUUUUGAGGCGGAGAGUGCCGCACAGAGAGCGUACGUGAAGAAGAUUAAGUUCAAAUCUGGCCAGCGAAGUCUACCCGCCCUGUUUUUCGUUCAACGAAAGCCAAGUAGGCCCAUGGCCCUGGUAUCAAAGAAAGACCAUUACAGACAAGACUACUGGUUUUGGAGUAAGUGUUACAGAAGUGUUCCAUGGGUUUAAGAGGAGCGUACAUGGAACUCCUGCUGUGGUGUGAGCCGUUAUUUCUUCACUCAUCAAGGAACUUAACAUGACCAAUAUUUUGGCCCAUAUCUGUCAGUAAAGUAGUGUUCAUGGUACUUAAAAGUCGCAGAACUGUACCACUGGUACCAGUCAUGGAUGAACCAGUUAAGAAGAAGCAGAAAGUAAGCGAGGACGGGGUCGAUGUAGGUGGUGGAGGGGAUGAGGUGGACCGGGAACUGUUGGUUAUACAACAACAUAUGUUGAAUCAGUGUUUGUGUCCUGUAUCAGAAAGUAGCUUACGGAAGCCUUUUCAAAGUGUGAGACUGGUGUCAGAUGGUCAGGGAGACUAUCAUGUACCAACCCUUUCAGAAUGGAGUCGCGAUCGCAUUUUGCUCUUUGUCAGCACACUUCAACUUUUGUGUGAAGUAGCCAUCAAACAGAAGGCUAAGCGAUCGAUGUGUACACGUAUCGGUGAAAUCUGUGACGCACUUGUGAGAAAUGAGUAUGGCCUCAUUGAACAACUAAUAGAAUUCUCGUCCCAUUCUGAUCCAUUUAUUUGUUUCACAGCAAGUCGAGCACUGUCAGCGUUUCUGAUAGUGUCAAAGUCACACGUUAAUCGCAGCUGGUUAGAGAGUUUGACAGAAAAUGCCCUUGUAACUACUCAUGCACAAAAAAUCUCGUUUUCUUUGGAAGUCAUAAAACACGUUGUAGAAUGGAAAGAUUUAGAUACACAUCCAUUGGAAGACAGUAGUGACGACAGGCCACCUGUCACAUGCGUUGUUGUUAAUGUGUCAGAACCUGAAAGUCUGGAUACAAGCCAAGUGAAGUGUCUUUGUAUCAAAGCACUUGAAGCACAGUGGCCAGCAAUUGUUAAGAAGUUUAAUGGCAUGAUCGGUAGUUAUUCAAGUGAACAUGAAUCAACUAUUGUGACUUUUUUAGGCCUAUGGGAGGCAAUAAUCUCUGUAAAAGCAAACCUCUCAGUUGUUGAUACAAAGCCAUUUUACGCACACCUCGACAGGUUUGUAGCACUCCUUAAUCCUGCUGUUCCUCCUGGUAUCUGGAAACACUUGUUGGGAUUGUUUAAUGAAGUGCUGUGUUAUGGCAGUACUUUAGCGUUGCAAGACGUGUUGGCAGAAGAACCUUGUGCUUUAGCUCAUUUGGUGGUGCGUAGCGUGAAGGACUGGCAUCUCCUGGAUACACUUCCAUACAGGGGUGGUAGCGGCAGGUUUGGGGGUGGUGCAGGAGAUGGAGAUCGUCCCCUUCUCCAGAAGAUGGCGUUGCUCGUUUUGAAGAGCGUUGCGGUGACAGUGAAGGAGACUCGGUGUGACAGUUCCAGUGACAGCUCCCUGGGGUCAGAAGCAGAUGAUGUAGAUGCUGAUAUGGCCAUGAUCGAACGUAGCAUUCGCGAGGUACUCCGUCAGCUAGACAACUGUGUUAAAACCUUGUUGCCUUUCCAUCCUGAAACUCCUCUGGCACAGUGGGUGGUCCAGCUAUUUGCUGAUCAGGAUGAUGCUCUAAUUGAAGGAAUGGUUUGCUGUUUAGAUGUAGCUGUAGGAUUAUUCUACCGUAACUCAGCUCAGCUUGAUCUCAGGCACACGUUAAGCCCAGCUGCGACUUUUGUACACUUCCUAAGGGCUGUCUCUCAUGAUCCAGAUGUCUUGUUAGACCUCCUUGUUUCCAAUGAGACAUGCUUUCUUCUGUACCUGUUGCGGUUGCUGAAAUUUGUCCGUCGAAAUUGGGUGGAGUUUGUGGCUUGCUGCAGUCGUGAAUUGGACAGCACUAUGUCUGUGUUAAUAAGGUUGCGCCUUGCUAUAGAUAGACUCGUCUCGAAGGCGCUGUUUCCAUACAAUAUCAACCCAGUUCUCAGGUUACUGGAGAAGUGUGAGCAAAUGUAUGAGGUUAAUGACAGUUAAAUUUAAGAAACAUUUAAAAGUGUAUGAAGCAUUUGAGAGCAAAUGUUGAAGAUGCAUCCCUUGAUGAAUAUUCAUGAUUAUGUAGCAUGUAUCUUUUUUUUUACUUCCUGUUGGAGAUGAUAUGUAUGAUUAUUUAUAUGAAUCACUUGCUGAUAUUACAGUAACAUAGGAUAAGUUAUGUUGAAAACUGCCAACACAUUGAUAUUUUAUACCAGUCUUGUUUUAAGCACUGUAGAUAAUGUCGUACUGUAUAUUUGGUAUUUAAUAUUUAUGAUUCAGCAACAAUUAUUUUAGAUUUUAUUGUAACUCAACAUUUUUCAGUAAUAGUUCAGAACACUCUGUGCCUGAUAGUUACCCUUUCUGCUGUACAAACUCCCUUUAUAGAUAUGUUAUAUUUUUUAUGGUACUUAACAGGUGAUUCAAGUAAUUUAAAUCUUUACUGCCAUGUCGUACGCCAUGUUAGUGAUGCCAUCCUUGUAAGUUUAUUUGUAAAAACAAACCCAACAGCAUAAUUUUAUGCAGGAAAAUUCUGAGGUUAUGCUUUAGGUCUUGUUUUACAAAUGAACUUGCAAGGUUGGCACCACUAACAUGGCAGACAACAUGGUGGUAAUUUGGAAAGCUCCUUGGAUCAUCUGCUAAUAUGUAAGUACCUUUUUAAUACCUACCAAAGCCAUGACAGUUAUUGCCAGAUUUUUCCUGUACACAAACAUUCCAAAAUAACAAGACUUGAAAAUGUUGUGCAGUUAUGAGUUGUAUAUAAUCUUCUGUCAGAACAAAUAUAAUAUUGUUUUUUAUUCUUU
Molecule: messenger RNA, 3066 nt
Organism: Cryptotermes secundus
Lineage: Eukaryota; Metazoa; Arthropoda; Insecta; Blattodea; Kalotermitidae
Gene: lin
Product: protein lines
Exons: 2
Coding region: 464-2266 (600 amino acids)
Source: RefSeq, a predicted model, not a curated record